CGUAGUGUUGUCAGUUUGAUGACGACUACCUACCCGCCUUCCCACGGUUCAUCACUUAAAAAGUUUAACUGACCAAGUUAUUGAUCAACUCGACUAAAUCCAUCAUCUCAUUAUCACAUUCACUUUUUAUUAUGCAUCUGGUGAUAAAGGCUUGGAUUGUUUGAUAAACCAGAAACUCCCGAUUUGAUGAUGCCUGCGUCUUCUUAGUCGACCAGCCUUUCGUUAUCCGCGAAUGUGUCAUCUCGUAUUCAUUAAUCUCUCAACCUAAACCGUUUCACCUUCCCAUCCAUCACCAUGCCGGAAGAAGAGACGUCACCUUUGCUUUCAGCGGCGAUGAAGGGGAAACAAGCGUCUAAUGAGCGGGCUAGCUCUAGCGAGUCAACUCCGCUCCUCUCGAAUUCUACAGAUACCCCGCGUUAUGAUGGAGCUGCCGACGAGCACGAUGGAGAUGACGCUGUUUCUACUCGAUCCCAACCUGCCGGAUCAUCUACGCCUCCUCGUUCGGAUCGAAAGUCGUGGAGAUGGGCGUCGUGGAUUGCGAUGGGUCUCCUCGGAGCAUUCGUCAUCGCUAUUAUUGUUCUUGCAUUCAUCGUGCCCGAAGCAGUUCAAGAGUAUGCUCAACAAGCUACCGUUAUCGAACCCACCAACCUCGCCCUCGAAUCCAUCACAACGAACGGCGUUCGAGCUCGGAUACAAGCCAAUUUCCAUCUAGAUGGGUCGAAGGUUAGCAAUGAUCAUGUCCGAAGAGUAGGAAGGGCCGCUACGUGGGUGGCGUAUCAACUUGAGAGCGCUGAGACGAAGGUCGAUGUGCGCCUUCCCGACUAUGAUAACGUACUACUUGGAAGCGCUGUUAUCCCAUCUCUGCUGAUCAACUUGCGAGAUGGCGAUGUGACCAAUUUUGAUUUCGUUACGGAGAUCUCGGCUGGAGACGUGGAAGGUAUCCGCAUAAUUGCGAACGAAUGGUUAGAAGGCAGACUGGAACAGUUGCGCUUGAACGGAGCGGCCAACCUCAGCCUCAAAUCCGGCUUCGUCCCUCUCGGAACCCACGCCAUCUCCGAGUCGCUUGUAUUUGAAGCGAACAAGAUUCCUGCAAUGCCAAAGUAUAAUAUCACUCGUUUUAACGUCGAGGACGGCCCGAUGAACGGAUCAAUGCUAGCUGAUGUAUCGUUGACGGCCUUGAACGAAUAUCCGGUCGAACUUGAUAUACCCGAACUUGCAUUUGAUAUUUUAGUACCCGGUUGCGCCAUCUCGGAUCAGUCUAUCCUAGUGGCACAGGCGGCUACGAGUGAUGUUCAUGUCCACCCACACUCCGAAGUUGAAGUUGAAGUCAAAGCCGUAAUCCGCGAGCUACCUGAUACUUUAACCAAUGUUUGCCCGGAUUCUACUUCUUCGCCGCUAGACAAUUUGCUCCGACAGUACAUGCAUGGCGAACCUGCGACUUUCUUUGUUCGCGGGAGCCAUCAUCCCGAUGGUGAUACGCCAAAAUGGAUCGCAGACAUAUUAUCGAGUGUUACUGUUCCCGUCCCAUUUCCCGGGCGGACUUUAGACGGCUUGAUUAGGAACUUUUCGUUAACCGAUGUUCACUUCUCUCUACCGAAUCCAAACGCCGGACCCGAUGACCCAGACUCAAACCCAAUGGUCUCGGGCAAUAUUUUAGUUACCGCAGACAUUCCUUCUGAGAUGAAUUUCGGCUUAGACGUGACGGAUGUCCGCGCUACGGCGGACGUGCUCUAUAAAUCAAAGAAAAUGGGAGAGCUUAAUUUACAAAAAUGGCAGGCUGCUAAUUCUACUAAGGUCAAAGGCACGGAGGACGAAGGACCUAUGCUGAAAAUCCAAUCUCGAAUUAUCGAUGCGCCCCUCAACGUAACCGACGGUGCUGUAUUCGCCAGCGUUGUUCAGGCACUGCUAUUCGGCAGUGCACCUAUCCGCUUGCAUGUCGACGCCUUAGUUGAUAUCAAGGUGCAUACCACGCUAGGUAACCUCACGCUAAAAGAGGUACCUGCGGAGGGCAAAAUCCCAGUAAAACCCCUCCCGAAGGGCACCGUUGGUAGUAUCGCUCCAAAGGUCGGGUCGCUACGAAUUCUGGAUACGACAUCGGAUUCAAUAACGUUGCAAGCCUUGGUCAAUGUCACAAACCCAACACCGUAUACAGCCCAUAUGCCAUAUGUCAACGUUCACGUUCUUAAUAAUGGAUCAAUCCUCGGGAGCGCUACGGUAGAAGAUCUGGAUAUCGUGAAAGGCCCCAAUUCUAACCUACUCGUCACUGCAAAAUGGAAUCCACCGAUGGGCGGCGAUCACGGCCGAAAAAUUGGGCGAGAUUUAAUAUCGAAAUAUCUUUCAGGUUGGAACACGAGCAUCACACUAAGGCCUCAUCGACAUAGUAUCCCAGGUCAGCGCAUCAUUUGCGAUGCUUUGUCGCAAUUCAACGUGACACUUGCCGCCCCUAGACUGGACCUGCCUGGCGACACACCCGAGGAAAGGUCACACUUUAUUAGAGAUGCCACCUUCCACUUCUUUUCGUCGACGGCCACAUUUACUCUCGUUUCGCCACUACACUUUAAUACUUUGUACCUAGACUUCGUCAACGCUACAGCACUGUACAAUCACACCGAACCGAUAGGACAAAUUGUCUACGACUUGCCAUUCUCCGCACCUCCUGGUAAGUCGGUGACGCCAAAGUUACCUGUUGACUGGUCGCCCGAAUCGGUGGGUUACGAUGCGAUUAGGAAGGCCAUCGGCGGGACAUUAAAGCUGGACGCAUAUGCCGACGUCGACAUGCGUUUAGGGAACUGGAAGGAGACGUUAUGGUACCAAGGCAAAGGUAUCGGUGCCAGCGUGCAGUUAUAGUGUUUGACGAGUCGAGGUCUGGCGUUUUAAAAGGGACUGGCAGGCAGGUUGUUAAGACGGAUUGGAUGGGAACGGCGCAAUUUGUUAUUUUGUGACGAAGACAGUAUGAGAAUUUAUAUGAAAUGCACAUAUAUAUCGUACAUAACUGAUCUCAUUUGGCGUAUGGUUUGGAAUAAUGGUUUUAUCACAGAAUCUAACAAUGCUCUUGCCAUCCUCUCAAGGAGAAUGAAUGAUUAAAGGAGCAUAGCGGUGUGCUGACUAAGAUCAUUAUGACAUAAUUUGGCAUACAGACCCUGGUACUAGGUACCGAUCUAAAAGCUCAAUCUCUGCA
Molecule: messenger RNA, 3178 nt
Organism: Annulohypoxylon truncatum
Lineage: Eukaryota; Fungi; Ascomycota; Sordariomycetes; Xylariales; Hypoxylaceae
Exons: 3
Coding region: 295-2847 (850 amino acids)
Cellular component (GO): fungal-type vacuole membrane
Source: RefSeq, a predicted model, not a curated record